Molecule: messenger RNA, 1513 nt
Organism: Ilex paraguariensis (yerba mate)
Lineage: Eukaryota; Viridiplantae; Streptophyta; Magnoliopsida; Aquifoliales; Aquifoliaceae
Source: the annotation of a GenBank genome assembly
GAGAGAGAGAGAGAGAGAGAGAGAGAGAGAGAGAAAUCCUGCUGUCCACUGGACAUGUGCACGCGCAAUAGGAUAGGAUACUUCGGGGCCGCGUCCAGGGGACACUUCUGACAUUCCGCCUCUCUUCCGGAAUUUCUCAGAGUUAACAGUCUCGAAAUGCUUUGCUCCGCGAUUUGGCGAAAGAGAAAAAUCUCAGUUUCUGUGACAGAGAAGAGUGAAAUGUAAAAAAAUGGAGUCUUGGGUACCUCUAUUCGACAUUUUCUUGAACUCCCCAUGUCCUGAAACAGAAGCCUCUCUAUGGCUACAACAAUCUUUCAACCCCUCAUCCACCACCACCAUCUCCACAAACUCCUUCCUUUCAUUGGUCACAAAACCCACUGACGCCAUUAUUGUCCACUCUUCGUUUCCUUCAAAAUCUCCUCACACAAAGAGGGUAAUGUGGAUUCGGACACUGCCAAAUGCAGUUCAAGCACGAAUCCUAUCGUUUCUUGCAUUCGAGCACCGGAGGUUUGGCACGCGAGACUUGUCUAAACUUGCCCGGGAUAUGUUGAGUGAGAGUGAUGAACUGGAUUUUUGGGUAAAGAGAGCUGCACGCCAACUGCUUGACGUAGUAUCUGACUCCAAUUAUGAGUGGGUAUCUUGUUUGAAUUUGGAUUCAGAACAAGAAAAAGUGGAUGAUGAUUUUGGGUCAUUGCCAGAUUGGCUUAAGGAUGCGGCAUAUACCAGUGACUUGGUUCUUCCAUGGCUUCCUAUAUCCCCUGAUCGAUUAAAUUUGAGAAUGCCAUUUAGUAGUAGUGGUGGGAAUGAGGAUUUGUUGAUUGAAGUUGAAGAGGAUGAACAAGAGUUCAGAUGAAGUUAUGACAGACGUUGAUGUUGUCAAUCCAAAAAAUGAUCCUAUACACCCUGAAGUUGAAAAGAAGGCUAGUAGUUUGAAAGCCGUGUAUUAAAUUUUGAAUCUACUUCUAAAACUGUUGAAUUGGCUGAUGAAAUUUGAUAACUAGUGUAGAAAGAGGAGGAGAUUCUUUGGAAAUUUUGGGUUUGAUUGAGCCUUGGAAAGUGGAUGAUGAGAUAACUUUCAUUUUGAUUUCUCAGCUUUCAAGUGGAAAUCAAGAAGAACUCAGCUGGCCAAGUCAUGUUCUAUGCUCAAUUAUGCUUCCCAAGCUUUUGGCACUUGAGGAACCACUGAACCCGCUUCUCGUCUACUUGUGGUUGCUACAAUAGAAUACCGCAAGCUUCAUCAGAGGCCUGCAGUGUAUGCUCUGUUGCAUCCAUUUACUCUCCAAACGAAGGGUGUUAACACUCAUAUUUGUAAGGUGAUGACGAGAAUCAUCAAAGAAUGCUUGCACCCUGCUUAUGUUUCUGCCUUCUGCCAAAAACUAAUAUGUGGAGGAGAAGAUGUGCGGAAAUUCAUUUGCCUUCCCUGCCACCAAUGCCUGAUUAGGCCGAUAUCAAAUGAACUGGAAUGAGUCUGAUCUUUAACAUGCAAAGAUGAUGUGGAAUUUCACUCAAUCAG